UUCCCCCAAUUCCUCGUGCGAAUCUCCAAAUCUAAAACCCUAAAAUCUUAACAUUUUUCAAAAUCCUCACGCGAAGAAGGCCAUCUCCGGACGACGCCCGAUCUCGUUGUCGUCCGCUCAUGCCCGUCUCUUCACUCCAGCGUCGUCACAACCUCAUCUACGAACGAUCGGUAAGUCGUCUGUUCCUUCUUCCUUUCUCUCUCUCUUGGAAGGACAAUAUGGAGAUGAUGAUGCAAUCCAGUCGAUCAAUCUUGCUUCCAAAUGUCUACAAUACGAAGCAAGAGAUCGAUCUGAUAUAAAAUUCGUUAUUUCAGCAGUGACGCCACUUCAAAAAUUGGAGAUCAGGCCUCUUUGAAAUGGUGUAGUAUCAUAAAUUAAGCUAUUCCCCUUCUUGUUCUUCUUACUAUCCAAUGGAACCCAAUCAUCCUCAACUUCGACCAAUCUCCCAUUGCUUCAUUACACAUGAAAAUCUUCCCCCACAAUCAAACCAACCCUUCUACUUGGGCCCUUCUGAGCUCCUCCUGCUUUCCGUCCACUACAAUCAGAAAGGCCUUCUCUUUCACAAACCCCCUCAGGCGGCCUUCAACCAUGGAGAUCUCUUUAUGGUUACUCUUCUCCAUCGCCUCAAAACCUCGCUCUCUGCCACUCUCUUUCAUUUCUACCCACUUACCGGCCGCCUUGCUACCACUACCAAUGGGAUUUAUGUUGAUUGCAUUAACAGCCCUGGCGCCAAGUUCAUCCAUGCCGCCCUUGACAUUACAGUCUCUGACAUUCUCUCCCCGCUUCAUGUGCCUUCACUCGUCCAAUCUUUCUUCGACCUCAACAAAGCCCUCAAUUACGAUGGCCAAACCUUGCCUUUGCUAUCCAUUCAGGUAACUGAAUUAUUGGAUGGUGUCUUCAUUGCCUGCUCUUUCAACCAUUGUCUUGGCGAUGGAACUUCCAUUUGGAAUUUCUUCAACACGUGGUCUGAUGUCUUUCAAGCUCCAUCGUCUGAAGACAGUUAUGGAAUUAAUUCAAUUUCACAACCACCCAUUCUAGAUCGGUGGUUUCCUGAUGGGUACGAUCCAGUUAUCAAUAUCCCCUUUACAGAUCCAAGUCAAUUUAUUAGCCGAUUCGAAGUGCCCGAGUUAAGGAGGAGAUUUUUCCACUUCUCAGCAAAAUCAAUUGCAGAUUUGAAAGCAAAAGCCAACAAAGAGUGCAAUACCAAAGAUAUUUCCUCCUUUCAAACGUUGACCGCACUUGUAUGGCGAGCCAUAACGCGAGCUCGUCGCAUACCGCUGGAUCAAAGCACCUGUUGCGUGAUGUCAGCAAAUUACAGAGGAAGACUAAAACCAGCGUUGCCUGAAAAUUACUUAGGCAACAUGAUUACAUCAGUGAAAGUGGAUGCAAAAGUAGGGGAGUUGGUUGAAAGAGGGUUGGGUUGGGGUGCACGGAAAUUGCACGAAGCUGUGAAGAACCUCACGUACGAAAAGAUAAGAGAAUCACUUGAGGAGUGGAUCAAGUGCCCAUAUACUUAUCAAUGGGGUUCUAUUUUGAAUCCGAAUAUAAUCAAGAUGGGGGGCUGGUCCAAAUUCAAUGUGUAUGGAUCCGAAUUCGGAAUGGGGAAAGCAGUUGGAGUUCGAAGUGGAUAUGGCAACACAUUCGACGGAAAGGUUAUUGUUUAUCCUGGGUGUGAAGGGGGAGGAAGUGUAGAUUUAGAGAUAUGUUUGCUCCCACAAAAUAUGGCAAAUUUGGAGUCUGAUUUGGAGUUGAUGAACGCUAUAUCUUCUUCUCCACCUCACUUCUCAUGCUAAUAAUCCUCAUCUAUCAACCAUUCAAUGACAGGAUGAUCAUUUUCUUCUGUUUUUCUAGAAAGUAUUUUGUUAUGGUUCACUUUUUUUUUGUUGUUGUAAUAACAUUUUAUGUAUAUUACUUUGUUUAGGUUAUUGUAUAAUGCAAAAGCUUAAUAUAUCACUUCAUAAACUCUAAUCACAA
Molecule: messenger RNA, 1974 nt
Organism: Cucumis sativus (cucumber)
Lineage: Eukaryota; Viridiplantae; Streptophyta; Magnoliopsida; Cucurbitales; Cucurbitaceae
Exons: 2
Coding region: 411-1793 (460 amino acids)
Source: RefSeq, a predicted model, not a curated record